AUGGACAGCGCCGCUAUCGUGCACAUCUUUAAGGAGGACAGGUGUCCCUCCGGCCAGCCGGAGGAGUGCGUCCCCAACUUCACGUGGCAUCCCGGCUUCUCGGACUUGUUCAACUACACCGUCAACGGCACCUGGGACGCCGAGCCGGAGCCCAUGUCGCCCAUCAUCCCGUUCAUAGCCGCGGUGUACUCGGUGGUGUUCGUGGUGGGCUUGGUGGGCAACUGCCUGGUCAUGUAUGUCAUCAUCAGAUACACAAAAAUGAAAACAGCCACCAACAUCUACAUCUUUAACCUGGCUGUGGCCGACGCUCUGGUCACCACCACCAUGCCCUUCCAGAGCACAGACUACCUGCUCAACUCGUGGCCAUUUGGCGAGGUGGUGUGCAAAGUCUUCAUCUCCAUCGACUACUACAACAUGUUCACCAGCAUCCUCACCCUGACCAUGAUGAGCGUGGACCGCUACGUGGCUGUGUGCCACCCAGUCAAGGCCCUGGACUUUCGCACGCCUGUCAAGGCCAAGAUCAUCAACGUGUUUAUCUGGGUGCUAUCGUCUGCAGCCGGGAUCCCUGCCAUGAUACUGGGCAGCACUCAGACCAAUAAUGGGACCACGGAAUGUGCCCUGCAGUUCCCCGAACCGUACAUCUACUGGGACACUGUGAUGAAGAUCUGCGUUUUCAUCUUCGCCUUUGUGGCACCCCUCAUCAUCAUCACCGUCUGCUACACGCUGAUGGUGCUACGGCUGAAGAGCGUGCGUCUGCUAUCAGGCUCGCGCGAGAAGGACAGAAACCUGCGCCGGAUCACGCGGCUGGUGCUGGUGGUGGUGGCUGUCUUUGUGGUGUGCUGGACGCCCAUCCACAUCUUCAUCCUGGUGAAGGUGCUGUCGCCCAAUGUGCCUGAGACCACCCCCAUCAUGGCUGCCUACUUCUUCUGUGUGGCGCUGGGUUACACCAACAGCAGCCUCAACCCCAUCCUCUACGCCUUCCUGGACGAGAACUUCAAGAGGUGCUUCAGGGACUUCUGCUGCCCAGGUGUACGUGGACCCAGGGACAGCCACGGGGUGAGCCACGUGAGGAGCACCCUGCGGGACCACUCCUGCCCUGCAGAAAGCCGAAGGGAGGGGAGGAAGGCGACGCCUGUAUGA
This is a messenger RNA of Myripristis murdjan (pinecone soldierfish), 1140 nucleotides long. It is a transcript of the gene oprk1, whose product is annotated as opioid receptor, kappa 1. Gene Ontology annotation, biological process: G protein-coupled opioid receptor signaling pathway; neuropeptide signaling pathway; sensory perception of pain. The transcript has 3 exons. Gene Ontology annotation, molecular function: dynorphin receptor activity; neuropeptide binding. Gene Ontology annotation, cellular component: neuron projection; plasma membrane. The record is from RefSeq and is a predicted model, not a curated record. Bases 1 to 1140 code for a protein of 379 amino acids. Lineage: Eukaryota; Metazoa; Chordata; Actinopteri; Holocentriformes; Holocentridae.